GGCCAUUUUAGACUAAUUUUAGCCUCCCCAGCCGGCGCCCCUCUCUCUGCCCUCGGAGCCCCAAGGAUCAUCGAGGCGGAGGCGGCGGAGAGGGGCUUGCUUUGCUUUGUUUCCCCCUCGUUUCUCGGGCCGGGAGGGGGCUGUUGCCUUGUGCGCCUUGAGACUUCUGCCCUGGACAGGAGAGAGAGAAGGAAAGAAAGAAGGAGAGGGCGGCUGUGCUUGGAAGGGAAGGAGGCUCCAUCCGCACUGCAGCCAUGGGAGAGGCUUUGGCAGCGCUGCUUUGUGGUUAACGGCCCUGGCUCCACGCGGGGAAACGGGGAGGGGGACGGGGUCCCAUGGCCUGGGCCACUGGCGUUAAAGCGGAGUCGGACCGGGUUGUUUCUGCAGUGCGGAUGGAGACAUAGGUUUAGGAAAGACCGUGGCAGGCCUCCCCCAGGAAAGAAGGCACCAAGUCGCAGGGCUUCUCCUCCUCCUCCUCCUUCCCCCUCUCCUUGCUCUCCUUCUCUGCCUUGUGCUCCAGUCUCCUUUGGUCCCCCUUUCUGUGGAAGACUAGGGCGGGGUGGCGGAUGUCCCAAGGCUGGGAGCCUUUCUCUUUGUAUGGGAAGGAUGGCUGCUUUUUUAAAAAGGACCAAAAUAGUCUAAGCCUCAGCUUCUGGAGUAACAGUGAAUGAUGAAGUUAUCAAAGUUUUUAAUGACAUGAAAGUACGAAAAUCAUCAACGCCAGAAGAGAUUAAAAAAAGAAAGAAAGCAGUUCUCUUCUGUUUAAGUGAUGACAAAAAACAAAUAAUUGUAGAAGAAUCGAAGCAAAUACUAGUUGGUGACAUUGGUGACACAGUGGAGGACCCUUACACAUCCUUUGUGAAGCUGUUACCGCUCAAUGAUUGCCGAUAUGCUUUGUAUGAUGCAACAUAUGAAACAAAGGAAUCAAAAAAAGAAGACCUGGUAUUUCUAUUCUGGGCUCCUGAAAGUGCCCCUUUAAAAAGCAAGAUGAUCUACGCAAGCUCUAAAGAUGCCAUUAAAAAGAAAUUUACAGGUAUUAAACACGAGUGGCAAGUAAAUGGUUUGGAUGAUAUUAAAGAUCGUUCAACACUGGGAGAGAAACUAGGAGGCAACGUGGUAGUUUCACUUGAAGGAAAACCCUUAUAAAAAGGACAGACAAGUGCCAUCUGGAGCUUCCAUUUCUGCAGCUCAUUCAAUUGGAAUAGCAUUAGUUUCUUUUGGCCCACGUUCCCAGAUCAAAAACACCUGAAGGAAAUAUAACUUAAUUAACAGUCUGCAAAUGAUCACUGGACUGUUUUUAAACUUGAUAGUUUUAUGUAGAUUCCAAGGAAUGCCUUCCAUCAUAUUUUUAGCCAAAACUGAUGUUGAAGGCAUUCCUUGAAAAUGUGUACAAUGAAUGUGAUAGUUGAUGUGGAUAGUCUAGCCAAGCAACAAGACAUUUAAGCUAACUGAUUGCCUUUAAAGUAUUGUCCAUUGGUCAGAUGGUAAGACUCUUUUCAGUAUUAUUUAACAGUUGCACUUGAUUGCAGUUCCAUGAGGCUCUUGUGCAUUCAUACACCUCACCUGCCUUGACAAGCCUUUUUAUUUUUGUGACAUGACAGCACACAACACUAUGCAUUUAAAGCACUUUUUUGUAAUAUGUUUGAUUUCUCCCUUCACCCCCCAGGAAUGCCAAUUAAUUUCUGUAAUUGUGUCAUCAAACUGUUGUAGUACUUCAGUCUCCAUUCCUAUUACAUGCAUAUCUUUAUAAAGGAAGUAGCUGUAAUGAUGCCUUUUUGUUUUUUGCAUUGAAUGUACACUACUGAACAGAAGUAGAAACUAUCUGUUUACCAUGCAACUCCUGCAACACUAAAGAUGUUUGUAAAACAUCAGUCAUAAUGGCAGUUUCUGUAUAAAAAGAGCCUUAAAUGGAACGCUGUUUUUGAGAUCAAAUACGUUGGCCACGUUGCAAUAAAACUUGUGGCUUAUUACA
Molecule: messenger RNA, 1972 nt
Organism: Sceloporus undulatus (fence lizard)
Lineage: Eukaryota; Metazoa; Chordata; Lepidosauria; Squamata; Phrynosomatidae
Gene: CFL2
Product: cofilin 2
Exons: 4
Coding region: 697-1146 (149 amino acids)
Biological process (GO): actin filament severing; actin filament fragmentation; cell motility
Cellular component (GO): cytoplasm; actin cytoskeleton; actin cortical patch
Molecular function (GO): actin filament binding
Source: RefSeq, a predicted model, not a curated record